GUACAUAAUGUGUAAAUGUAAAGCAAAAUGAAGAAUACUCAUUCUGUAAUUUAUAAUAAUGGAAGAAACUCGAUCGUUAAUACGCAAUCAGAAUGUUACUGUUUUAUAUACAAGAAGGUGGUGGAUGUUGGCAGUUUUUUCAUUUAGUUGUUUUAUGCAAACCUUAAUUUGGAACACAUGGGGACCUAUAGCGCAGUCUGCUAAAACAGUGUAUGGAUGGAGUGAUGGAACGAUAGGUUUGAUACCCAGCCUUGGUAAUAUAGCUUGCAUGUGUACAGUUUUGUUGAACUGUUAUUUUAUGGACGAAAAGGGUCUUCGAAUCUCAGCUGUAUUAUGUUCUGGUUUGAUAUUUGCUGCUUCUGGACUUAGAUGUAUUACAAGUGAUCCGGAAUACGCCACUGGAUUGAUGUAUGCAUCUGCAAUAAUAAAUGGAGUAGCUGGUACAACGUUUUUCUCAGGACCACCAUUGUUAGCAUCGUUGUGGUUCCCUCUUAACCAACGAACAACAGCUACUGCUAUCAGCUCACUGUGUAUAUAUGCUGGCUUGGCAGGAGGGUUUCUUAUUGGUCCACAAUUAGUUUCGGCACCCAUUUACAACACAACAGUCAGAUAUCUUAAAAGUGACGUAGUUACACCUAUGGUGAAUCAGUCGUCAACAUUGUCGUACCAAAAUACCUUUAACGAAACAGCGCUAAUGAACUUUGAAGAGUUAAGAAAUCAGGUGAUGUGGUUAAUGUAUGUUGAAUGUAUAGCAGCAGCUGUAGGGUUUUUUGCUACUCUUUUGUAUUUUCCUGACAAGCCACCAACUCCACCAAGUAAUUCUGCUAAUGAGAAAAGAAUUGAGUACAAGAAGGCAGUUUGUCAAAUAAUCAGACACGGACCUCUAUGGUUAAUUUCAAUAGCAUUUGCUUUACCUAUUGGUGUAUAUGCCGCCUGGGGAGCCAUACUUGAUGUUAUCCUUCACCCUGUUGGAGUAUCGCAGGAAGAAGCUGGUUGGAUUGGAUUUUAUGCAACAGUAGGUGGCUGUAUUGCUGGUGUUGUAAUAGCUAGAUUUUCAGAUCUGUUUUUGAGACAUAUGAAGUUAUUCCUGCUAUGUUUAUAUAUGUGUGGUGGUGCUUCGUUUGUAUGGUUCACACUUGUCUGCGAUAAUAUUGUACCAUAUUCAACAGCACAGCUGUACAUUUCAAGCAUUGCUGGUGGAAUAUUUUUAAAUGGAACAAUACCACUCUUUUAUGAAUUAAGUUGCGAAACCUCAUAUCCUAUAGCAGAAGGAAUAACAGGCGCUUUUUCAACUAUGCUGGAUAGCAUUUUUGGUGUACUAUUUCUUUUCGUACUACAAAUUCCAAAUAUAGGUACAACAUGGAUGAAUUGGUGUCUAGUAGGCAGCAUAGGAGCUGGUAUCCUAGUUUUAAUGAUAUUUAGAGAAUCAUACAGGCGAACAGAUCUGGAUAUAACUAUAGUUGUUAAGGCUGGUGACUGUGUCGACAAAAUUGACGAAAUUUUCAACAAACAAAAGCAGGUUGAUGCUGAUUUUAUUCAUAAAAGAAAUAUUUGCGCUGAAAAUGGAGAAAAUGCAGAAUGAAACUUCUUAAAAGGAUUUACUUUAAUGGUUAAUACCAGUUUUUAUAAUGUUGGGCUUAAAUUAAUUCUGCAAUCUGUUCUGUUAAUUAUAGU
Mytilus trossulus (common blue mussel) is the source of this 1674-nucleotide messenger RNA. Its product is annotated as solute carrier family 49 member 4-like. Gene Ontology annotation, biological process: transmembrane transport. The transcript has 12 exons. Gene Ontology annotation, molecular function: transmembrane transporter activity. The coding region runs from base 59 to 1582 and encodes 507 amino acids. Gene Ontology annotation, cellular component: membrane; intracellular membrane-bounded organelle. The record is from RefSeq and is a predicted model, not a curated record. Lineage: Eukaryota; Metazoa; Mollusca; Bivalvia; Mytilida; Mytilidae.